AUGGCCGCUGUUCUCCGUACCGCUAUGAGAGCCCAGGCUCGCCAGGUCAAUGCGUUCUCCUUUGCUGCGAGAACGUAUGCUACCUCUAAGCCACAGACGCUCAAGGAACGCUUUGCUGAGCUUAUCCCUGGCGAGAUUGAGAACGUCAAAUCCAUCCGUGCUCAACACGGAAACAAGGCGUUCGGACAGGUCAUUGUUGACCAGGUCUAUGGCGGUAUGCGUGGUCUCCCUGCACUCCUUUGGGAUGGCUCCGUUCUCGACGCUGAAGAGGGUAUCCGAUUCCGCGGCAAGACCAUUCCAGAGUGCCAACAGCUCCUCCCCAAAGCUGCUGGCGGCUCCGAGCCCCUCCCCGAAGGCCUCUUCUGGCUGCUUCUCACCGGUGAAGUCCCAACCAACGAGCAAGUCAAAGCCCUCUCGGCCGAAUGGGCAGCCCGCGCAGGUCUCCCCAAAUUUGUCGAGGACCUUAUCGACAGGUGCCCCAACACUCUUCACCCCAUGACGCAGUUCUCUAUCGCUGUAAACGCCUUGAACCAUGAUUCGGCGUUCGCCAAGGCUUACCAGGACGGCAUCUCCAAGAAGGAGUACUGGGGACCGGUCUUCGAAGAUGCGAUGGAUUUGAUUGCCAAACUCCCCAACAUUGCUGGUCGUAUUUACCGUAAUGUAUACGGAGACGGAAAGGUUCCUGCGAUCGACCUCAACAAGGAUUACUCGCACAACUUGUCCACCCUUCUUGGAUUUGGUGACGACCAAGGCUUUGUUGAGCUCAUGCGUUUAUACUUGACGAUUCACUCUGAUCACGAGGGUGGUAACGUUUCUGCCCACACCGGCAAACUCGUUGGAUCUGCCCUGUCUGAUCCUUUCUUGGCAUAUGGUGCUGCCUUGAACGGUCUUGCCGGCCCUCUUCACGGCCUUGCCAACCAGGAAGUGCUCAUCUGGCUUAUGCGCAUGCGCUCCAAGGUCGGCGAGGACGCCAGCGACGAGCAGAUCAAGGAAUACAUCUGGAGUACCCUGAAGGGCGGUCAGGUCGUUCCUGGAUACGGCCACGCCGUCCUGCGAAAGACUGACCCCCGAUACACUGCUCAGCGCGAGUUUGCCCAGAAACAUCUCCCUAACGACCCGCUCUUCAAGCUCGUCGGACAGGUGUAUGAUAUUGCUCCGGGUAUUCUCCUCGAGGCUGGAAAGGCCAAGAACCCCUGGCCUAAUGUUGAUGCCCACUCUGGUGUUCUUUUGACUCACUAUGGCUUGAAGGAGAUGAACUUCUACACCGUCUUGUUCGGUGUCUCCCGUGCAUUUGGUGUUGCUGCCCAACUGAUUUGGGACCGUGCGCUUGGUGCUCCUCUCGAGCGCCCCAAGUCUUAUUCGAGCGAAGCGAUCAAGAAGAUGUUCGCCAACCGUUCGUAA
Molecule: messenger RNA, 1401 nt
Organism: Rhizoctonia solani
Lineage: Eukaryota; Fungi; Basidiomycota; Agaricomycetes; Cantharellales; Ceratobasidiaceae
Product: citrate synthase
Exons: 11
Coding region: 1-1401 (466 amino acids)
Biological process (GO): citrate metabolic process; tricarboxylic acid cycle; carbohydrate metabolic process
Cellular component (GO): mitochondrial matrix
Source: RefSeq, a predicted model, not a curated record